AGACUUUGUGUUACGUAUUACCCAGGAUGAAUUGUUAAUAUAACAUGGCAAGCUAUUCUUGGAGAAGGAGUUUAACUGACAGUUUUACGUGGAACUUUUGUGCAAAUCCAGGUACCUGUUAUAAUUAGACAAUCCUCGAGGAACUUUUCUUUAUUUAGUUUAUGAUGUAAAGAGAAUGUCAAACUUACCGAUUUGUUGUGACUGACGAAUAAUAAAUUGUUGCAGAAGUUCGAACAGUGGAGAAGUUAUCGUUGGCUUCUUCUUAAAGAUAAUAAAUUAUUCGUGAUAUCUUAUACCCUGUACAAGGAAAUAAAAACGACAUUUCAAAUAUUUAAUUAAUUGUUUGAUUUUUGUGUUUGAUGUUUAUUAUGAAAUGGAAAUACGAGCUGAAUGUGAAUGUGUAAUAAAUUAGUAAAUGUUUGUUUUAUUUCGAAAUGUAAAUCUGUUUUAUGUAAAAUGGUACAGUUUUCAUUAUAAUGGAGUUCUUAAGAUUUAUUUAUUCUUAGUACUACCUUUCUGCAAAAAUACUUAUUCAACGGAAAUAUUAAUAAAUACGUUGUAACAGAUGCCUUCAGAUCUUAGAAGAGUCGAUUGUGAAAAUGUUUUUAUUAAAUUCAUGGAAACUGCAACACUGAUUAAAGUAUCUUCUUAACCCAGCUGUAACAGUUUUGCUGUUCCAGGGAUGACCUUCUGAUUAUGUACAGUGCUCGUCUCAUUUUCAAAGCAUGCAGCGUUGUCAAACUUUCUUUGAAAUGAUUUAACACUGGUUUGCCAUUUGAAAAUUGUGUAAAAUCUAUUCGAGGUGACACGUUCAAUUUGAAACACAAGACGUUGCUAGCGUAUUUUACAAGUGUUGCGUGUAGCUUACCAUUUUAGCCUUUUGGCACUAAGUAAUAAGUAUAUUGAAACAUACCUUUUUAACGUGAUUUUCUCCAUCUUUGUUCGUUAAAGAAGAUAUAUGCCAAAGAUUUUCGUACAUAUCGUUAGCAAUUUAAAGGCAAAUACUAGUAUUCCUUUAAUAUUAUUUGUUUACAACCUAAUGACGUAAUGGAUUAACAUACAUACAUUGAAACUACGUGACGUUAUGUCACGUGUUUUUUGACGGGCAUUAUGCCGUCUAUGGUACGAUUUAUCGGUGACUUUGCUGGUCCCGCUAGUGAACUUGGAUCUGGUUUGACACCCGGGCAUUUAGGACGGCGUAGGAGCUCAAUUAGAAGGGGCUCGGAAUCAGGAGAUAACAUACAACAUACUAUUGCUCUGACGUCACACUCAUCGACCCCAAGUGCGCAUGAAUCUGUAGGUGACAGUACCGGUGCUCAUCUGAUGGACAGUAUUAUUGGGUCUGUAGGACGGGUAGCUAACGUCAAAGUGCGCAAUGAUGACGAUCUUGUAGACCGACUGAAUCAUCUUUAUACAACCGGCAUCCUUAUCAUCUUCACCGUCGUCGUUAGUGCCAGACAAUACGUCGGCGAUCCUAUAAGAUGUUGGUGUCCCGCAGAAUUUCCGGGAACACAUGUGGACUAUGCGAACAAUAUAUGCUGGAUCUCAAACACAUAUUACGUACAUAUAGAGGACCCAAUCCCGUUAAAUAUUCACGAAAAAGAAGGGAAGGAACUCAACUAUUACCAAUGGAUUCCUGUGAUGCUGUUAGUGCAAGCACUUCUUUUUUACUUGCCAUGUAUAAUUUGGAGGUUAUUAAACGGACAGUCAGGAAUAAACGUUGACAGAAUUGUCUCCCUUGCUAGCGAUGCACAGUAUGAAUCACCGGAAAAUAGGGUCCGGACUAUAAAGUACGUGGUACGGCAUUUAGACCGUUGCUUAGACAAUCAAAGAGAAAGUAGAUCCACUUGCUGUGUAUCUAUACGCCAUUUCCUUUCCGCAAAGUUAUCCAUAUUGUGCGGAAAGAGAUAUGGGAACUAUUUAGUCGGAGUAUAUUUUCUUACAAAAGCAUUUUAUAUCGCAAAUGCUAUAGGCCAGUUAUUUUUGCUCAAUGAAUUUUUAGGCCAAGAAUUUAAUUUAUUUGGAUUUCAAGUUAUGGAAGACUUGAUAAAUGGAAAGGAAGACUGGACAGCAAGUCAUAGGUUUCCACGAGUGACACUCUGUGAUUUUCAAAUCAGACAGUUCAACAAUCUUCAUCGAUAUACCGUACAAUGUGUUCUUCCUAUAAACUUGUUCUCAGAAAAGAUAUAUAUUUUUCUUUGGUUUUGGUUCGUCUUUUGUUCAAUUAUGUCGUGUUACAGUCUUGCACACUGGAUUUGGUACACCGUCUUUCCAACUGCCCGGAUGCAAUAUGUCCGCAAGUUCCUUCGCGUAAUGGACCGUAUAGGGUCUGGACCGGAAAAGAAACUAGCUAAUAGAUUCACCAUGGAAUACUUAAGGCAUGACGGUGUCUUUACGUUAAGACUUGUAGGCAAAAAUUCAAGUGACAUAGUUGUUGCAGAAAUUUUAGCAGGAUUAUGGGAUAUGUAUAGAACUAAAAAGGCUGCACAGAUAAGAAACAACUCACUAGGAAAUGAAUUCGACGAGGCGGCUGAAGACGUCUGACUGUAAGAAAAUCUUCUUCCGGUAUGACACUUACUUCCGGUAGGACUUCUUCCGCUUGUUUCAAAGCGUAUUCCAGAGAUUAGGUCGUAGAAUGUUAUGGACAGAACGUUAUCGAGGCAGGCCACAUCCCCGGUCAAGCUUAUAUCUCUAUGGUAAAAAUUACGUGCCACAAACCCCCAGUUCGAAGUAUGUUAUACGUGGACAAUCUGCAGGGAAUGUUCGUACGGCAAACAGUCGUCCUUGGUCUUUGCUAUGAGAUACAAAAAAAAAAACAACGACUACUUCUAUGCUCAACACUCCUAGUCACAAGAUUGUAAAAAAGUGUUUGCGGACCAGUCUCAAAAUGCAGCCAUGUCAUAGGUCAAGGUCAAAUUUGAUCUCAGAAUCAACCUGUCAGAUGCUGGUGUUUUGAGACUGGUCUUAAAACUGAGUGUUGCGACUUCGGGACUGUGUCCCAAUAUUUUACAAAAGAAGUUUGAGACAGAUUGAAGAAUGAAAUAUUAUAAUGCAUUGUCAAAUUUCAAAAUUGUACUCAGUAAUCAGAUACUAGAGUUUUGGGCUUUAUUCCAAACUACCAAACUAAAUUUUAAGACAGUGAAUUUUGAGACAAAAGUCAGAUUUUAAUCUUGUAUUCAGUCGUUUUCAAAAUUCGAAUAUCAAAUCCUCGAGAUUCAGCUUAAAGUAGUUUUAUAACUCCAGAACCUGUUUUUUAGGAGCAAGCAGUCUUUUCAAUUUAAGUUUUCAGUUUAAUAACUGUGUAUAUGAAAUAGUUGUUGAUUUCUUUAAUAGUAUUAAUCAUUUUACUUUUAUGAGAUAUUUAUUAAACUUUGAAAUGGCACAUACACAGUAUAUCCAUAUUAUGAUCAAUAAAACCUCUGUCAGGUGGUACAAAUCACAUUGAGUACAGACGUCAUGAAUGAAUUGCCCAUUUAUAAUUGGUCUGGUCCAGUUUUUGACCUUGAUAGUUUUACCUAAACUCUUCAGCAAAAAUAUGAAUUGGAUAUAUCUUUAGUUUACUCAGAUUAUUUCUGUAAGUACAUUGUAUGUCAGUAAUUUAGCAUUAUUGUAGAAAAACAAGAAACAAAUCAGUGUGUUUGCACGCAAAUAUCCUAAUUUUAGAAGUGAUAGCACAUGUCAUAAUCUUCACACCAGAAUGUUACGUAGUGCAGAUAUUUUUGACAGUUUAUAUACUGUCUAGACGACUAGAUACUUUUCUUUUUGUCAUUUCUAUUCUUAGCAAAUUUUUAUAAUUGUGUUUAGACCUACCACGUUAUACGCCGGUGUCAAAAGUAGUUCCCGUAUGAGAGUAAAUAAUUCAUUAUAUAUCUGUGUAGAGGCAAAUCUUGGUGAAUUGAGGCGAAAAAUCAAAACUGAAAACGACAACGUUACAUUAAGGCCACAUUUGAUAUUGCAUUAUUCAAGUAAAAUUUAUUCGCGGAAAAAAGUCUGACAAUGGUCUUGUUGCUCUAGCAAAUAAAGGAAUUCUUAACGAGACGCUUGUGCGAUCCUUUAAAUCUUUAUAGGAACACGUAAUUUCUUUCUUCUUUUUGUUUUUUUUUUUCACUUUUUUAUGCAGAUAGUUACUUGUAAUUUGGACGUGGUGCCCGGUAAGCUUUAAAGAAAAAGUGUAGCAGCUUACUUCAAAUGAAAGAAAAAUGUAACUUCUUCCUUGACAUUGGAAUACAUCUAUAGUAAUGCCUGUCAACAGUCAUAAACAAAAUACAGUACAUGACUAUUAUGCACAGAACACAUGUAUAUCAUUCAGUCUGAUGCGCAUGUACACGAAUGUAUGGGAAACAUUUGUUAAACUAGAAGAUUUCUUCUGUAGAUUUUGAAAAGGCACAUGGACAUUUUAAUUAAGAUUUUAUUGAGCGACAUUAACUUCGGCAUAAUUAUGCUUAGGACUACAAAGUAAUUCCACACAGUCGGUUUCACACGGUAAACAAACGGGGCCCACUCCUGCGAUAAAGACAAUGCGCAUAGUCACUUCUCUGACCCGCCGGUGAGUGCACGUCUCGAGAAGGCACAGGGCAUUGACGGAACUAGGUCAUAAUUAUAUUGGCCUUUUUCUGUCUGUGUCCUGACUGAAGCCGGCGGGUGUGGCCCUAAAAGGAACCGUUUUGUGUGGAAGGAGCUACCUUCGAGGUUCCUAAUUCCUACGCUCAACAUGGGGUGCGGGAGGGGAGGGGCACAUCAACUCUACGACGAGGGACCAGCGACUAACACUACCAGCCAGUUACCUGCGGCUCCAACCGCCCUUGUUAGGGCGACUUUCGAUACCUCUAGUAUUUGUCUUGCAACCACGUCUCUGUCGUUCAUGGUCUCAUUGGCCGCGGCCGAGAUCAGCGUUUGGCUGGACUUUUUGGCUAAUACUCUACGGAAAUUGCGUAGAGGUAAAUUUUCUUCACAACUUUGACUUCAAAAAUCCUCUUUAACGGUAUGCCUGGUGACAUGCCGGGGGUCUAUACUCUUACAUAGCGUUAUGCUAUAUUGUGCCUGAAAGGGCGGAUGGACUCCUAUUUAACUUAAACUGACUGACUGACAAUGAGCAUAGUACCUAUUUUGAGAAAGAUUAAUUAAGAUUUUAUUGAGCAACGUAAAUUUCAGCAUUUGCUGCUUAGGACUACAAAAUAUUUCCACACAGUCGGUUUCACACCGAUCAUAUUGAAGUCCCCCGACAAGGACAAUGCGCGUGCACACCUGUUUUUAGAAAGACUGGGGUUUACACUUUUUCAAUUAAUUUCAUUUGCAGCAUAUUGGUCAAAACUUAUGUUUUUUUUGUUGUAAGUGAAACUUACAAAUUAGCAUAGUUAGGUUAAUUGUACAUUAACUUUGUUGUUGCCAUGCAAAAGAAAAACAUGUGCACAGUUCUAUGCAAUAUGUUAAUAACAGUACCGACUGUUAACUUCAACACGCUUUCAUGCUUUAGUGAUCGCGUUUAAUGACUAAUAUCAGCUGUUCCGUCAAUUUCCGUGCUGAAUUCAAGAUUUAUUGUCGAUCUGAUUGUCUGAAGAUUCCUUUCUAAGAGUUUUGGUAUCAGUAUUCGGGAUAUGGAAACAAGGUUUCUUUGUUUAGAAAACGAAACACUUGUUUUAAUCUGUAUUUGAUCUAUUUGACUGUAUAGACAAACAGGAAUAAAGAACAUAUUUGUUUGUCAGUAGAACACUUAUUAAUGUUACAAAAGUCCAUACUAAAAUGUAAAUUUUAUCUGGAUUACAAAUUUAUGUUAACCAAAUCAAAUGCAUAUUAUGUCGAUUUUCCCGUGUCAACCUUAUAUGUAUUUUAAACUAACACAGAGUGUAUUGAUUUUUUUUUAUUUGGGAUAUUUAUUUUACAAAAUUCUUUGAUAAAUUACAUGGCAUAAAUGCAGGUCAUAAUGAUUUAUCAUAGAGCAUAUCUUAACACAUUGCCGUCAUUAAAACUAUGCAUGAUUUACUCACAUAUGCAUGUUGAUACACACAUUAUUAUAUGCAUAUAUAUUCAGUUAAUGAACAUCAAGACAUAAUGAAGCCAUUUUUUAGUUUUCUAUCACUGCCAUCUGUAAUAUACAUAUAUUUACAUAUUGGAAAACUUAAAAUAAAGUUAAUGAAUAACUUUAACGCAUACCGCGGUAUUUUCUAAAAAAAAUCUAGAGUACAGUUUAUAGACUUUAUUCAAUAUUCUUGAUAUUUAAAUGUUUAGAUUCUUUUUUAAAUAUCAAUCUUUGAAACAUUUUGUAAAAGUCAUUGUAUUAAUGUAAAUAUGUGCGAGCAGAUAUAUCUUUCUGCGUUAAGUUUGGAAGUGACUUUCAAUGUUAACAAACCCUCAGAGUUUUGUGAUUUAGAAGCAGACGUUUGCAUCUGUUUCGUGUAACAUUGUAAAAUGUGCCUCUCCAACAUAACGGUGCCAAACCCCCAGGCUAAUUUCAUCAUAGUUUGUUUACAAGACAGAUUUGUUUUCGUUCCGUUUAUUAGAACAUUGUUCUGUUUGUUUGAUUAUAAAAGUUAUAGUUUUAUGAUAUUUUAAAGAUUCUAGAUUCUACAUUUUGAAUAUAUAUAUGUAUAUUUGUGAAUGUAAAUGUUUUCAUCAUAAUUUUUGUUCACAACAGUAUGAUCAUAUUUGCGUUUUAUGGUGAUAAAUAUAAACUGUUGUUUAUUAAGCUUUUGUGGACAGACAUCUUUUUUGUUGUGUUUGAAAAACAGCAAGCUCCUCACAGCGGUUACCUUCCCUUGCGUUCAUUAUAACCGCUGCAUUCACAAGAUACCACGUGACGAUAAGAAAGUCACAUGACACUGCAAAAUAGCGUGGACGCCAAAGAAACAAAUUCCGACAGCCUGUGUCCAAUAGAUAUUUUUGACAAAAGUCACUUCAGUUUGUUAUUUGAACCAUUAUGUGCGCGAAUAUUACCAUCUAGAUGCGAAUAAUGCAAUUUAAAAAAAUAAAAAAACCAACAAAUCUGGUUAAGCAACUCGUGACGGCAGUGAUUUAUGUACCGUAAGGGGAAGUAAUCCUGCGGGGAGUUUGGAAAAACAGUAGACAAACAAUGUAGACUAAAAUACAUGUCGGUAGUUUCUAACAGAAAUCGACAUUUCACGAAGUUGAAGUAUAAAUUCUGAAUUUAACAAACAUUGAUUUGAUUCUGUUCGAAUUCUUUCACUACAAUUUAAGUUGGGAUUAUUGAAUUCGAGUUAUCAAUACUUGGUUGCGUACU
Molecule: messenger RNA, 7234 nt
Organism: Mercenaria mercenaria
Lineage: Eukaryota; Metazoa; Mollusca; Bivalvia; Venerida; Veneridae
Product: innexin unc-9-like
Exons: 4
Coding region: 1111-2544 (477 amino acids)
Source: RefSeq, a predicted model, not a curated record